GUGCAUCUGAAGAAACACGUUUUAAACGUUAAAGUGCAACAAGACUCGGUUGCUUUUUGUGACUGUAUCACCGAAUUGCUUUAUUCUAAAAGUUUAUGUAGGAGCCAUAAUAACUUUCAGUUGAUGUUAAUGUGGGCCAAGGUUUGCACAUUCGUGACAGUUGAGAUUCACAACAGUUAAUCAAUGCAACUACGUCUCGGCUCUGGGAUAGGGCUUGGAAGUGCUUGCAGACGGGGCUUAAAAUGUCCAAUGCCAGUGUUGGGUAAAAUAAUCUUUUGAUCAGCGGGAGUCUGCGUGCCGCUCUGGAGCAUUUAGACAGUCCACGCAUGCGUUUUCAGCGAGUACAAGCGAUUUUGCGCUGGGUCGUGGGGAGAGCUGGCGUACAUUCGAGGAGGAGGCGGCGUAAGUUCCCAAAGUGCCCGAGAAGAGGCAGCGCCCCUCGCGUCGGGAAUUCCAACCCCGUGGAAAGACCCCGUCCCAGCCACCGCGUGAUUUGCAUAGAGCAGCUUCUUUGCCUUCCGAUUGGUCAGCUUAGGCAGCCAACUCCCCGCGGAGGCCCCGCCUGCUCCCGUUUCUUUGGCUGCUGAGGUAGCUACUUGGACCGGCGCGACUGUUGGAAGAUCGGCGGGCAGGCAAGAGAGUGCGAAGGCUGCUCACGGAGGACGGGGCAGGGGAACAGGGAGUAGGCGGAGAUGUUUUCACUCUGGCUCUUGAGAAGUUAACGAGAGUGCGUGAGGAAAGAGAAGGGCGGGAAGGCAACGACCGAGCCGAGUUGGCAGGCUUGUUGUAAACUGCUUACAACAGCUAUGACACCUGCUCUUCAAGAGAAAGCAAUGAAAGGUCACAGUAUCUACUUAGCACCUUCCUUGUCUUCACAAGCUAUGGAGUCCUGUGAAACACUAGACAUGGGAAAUACCAGGCCAGUAAAAGAGAAGAUAAUGAAUGAUUCUUUAACAAACAUUACUUGCUCUGUGCUAAGGUUUCCCACCCCUCAGGCCAACCAUAGCACUGACUGUUUAAAUUUAAAAUACUUGGAGUCCCCGUCCUCAAAACAUUAUCCUUUAUUAAUGAGCUCCAGUCCAACUUUCAGCAUAAACAAGAAUUGUAUGCAGAGGAACUCUGAAGAGCAUAAUUGCUCCAAGAUGAGGAAUCCAUUAUGUAAUAACACAAAUUCACAUUUCAGACAGAUUAUUAAUCCAAACUCUGGGGAGCAGGUCAGAAGGGAAAUUUUAUUGGGGACAACCAAAAACUUACAAGAAAUGGAGAGACAACGUGAUUCAUUUUUAAGUGAAACCAGUAAUGCAGAAGAAAGGCAGUUUUCUAACUGUAAAUGGUAUCGGAAUAAUGGCUUAUUUAGCAAGACCAUAUUUGUAAAUCCUGAGACAAAAAAAGAAUUAUUUGAACAGGAACACCAUAAUACUCCAGAAGCAAUAAUGAACUGCAGCCCAAGCUGUAAACAACAAGAAUUGAAUUUUCGUUUACUUCAGUGCGUUAAUAGGCAACAGGUUUUGCUUAGCCGGGCCAUAAAAUCUCAGAAACAUUUGCAGAUUCUUUUGGCAAAGCAUGUUGUCAAACACUGUGAUCAACAAAUGAAAUGUUUUGUGAGGCAUCAGCUACAAAGAAUAAAAGUUUUGGAUAGCAGCCAUCAAAGAUGUGCAACAAUUAAAAUUGACAACAACAAUGUAGAGGCAAAUACAAGUAAAGAAGUGUCCCCCAGUUUUGGUCUUGCAACUGGUGAAAUCAAGAAAUUUGCUCAUUCAACAGCAAGGCUUUUAUCUCAGGUGGAAGAGAGCUUGGAUUCUGAGGCUACUUGUAGCAGCUCAAGUGAUGAUGAUGGUGAUGAACAGAUUUCCAGAAGACUUGGGGCAGUUAACUAUAGAUCUGACUGGAAAUGGCUAGUAGACAGAGCUAAAAUUGGCUGUCGCUGGACAUGGCUUCAAGCCCAGAUUUCAGAGCUAGAAUACAAAAUCCAGCAACUCACAGAUCUUCACAGACAGAUCCGUGCCACCAAGGGAAUGGUGAUCUUAGAAGAAUUUUCAAUUCCAAAGGAUGUUUUGAAGAAGCAAGCACAAUUGACAAACCAAGAAGGUUUAUUAAACACCACAGGGAAUUCUCAAGCUCCUUUUGAGAGGCAGGAUGCUUGGCCGGAGCAUGAUUUUGAAACAUCACCCAGCAGUCCAACUCUGCUUCUUCGUAACAUUGAAAAACAGAGUGCUCAGCUGAGUGAAAUAAUCAGCAGUCUGAUUGCUCCUCUUAACCUGUCUCCCACAUCCUCUCCUCUCUUUUCAAAGUCUUAUAAGCAGAAAGAGUUGGUAAAUGGAAUCUCUGGAAGAGAGUCGAGGAAUAAUGAAGAAAUGUCAUCUUCCAGUUGGGUGAUUGACCAACAGCACCUGAAGAAAAGAAGAAAAGACAAGAUGAAGCUGAAAACAUCAGCUGUUGCUAUGAUAAGUACAUCUGCUCGGACUAGACCACUUCACAGUUUCCAAAGGAGAAAACUGUACAAAAUGAGCUCUGCUUUCAGUUCAUACCAACAGGCUAUGCAACUGAAAGGUGCCUUGUUUAACACAGAAGAGAUGGUUCCAGCUUCCAUGUGGAGUGGUUGUGAGUUCAGGACACAAAGGCAACUCAUGUUAGAAUUGGACAGCUCAUUCCAUCCGGUCUUAUCAUUUUCAUCAGAUAUUCCUCUUCAUGUACAUUUUAAAAAAUUGCUGAAGAAGUAUGAGAUCAAGGAGGAUUCUUUUGAAACAUCUGCUCUUGGUUUAGAGUUUCAAAUGUCUCCAGCAAAUGAAUAUUGUCGGCAUAAAGCUCCUCCUCAUCAGUGGAAUUGUGGAUAUGAUUUCAGUUCCAAACAUCAGGGUAUGGCAGAAGUACCAAUAUCUGAGGGAAGAAGGAAAAGACAUUUAAGUGAAACAGUGGUUGGAGAACGUAACAAUAGAUGUGAAGCAUUUUCUUUUCCUCCCGAAGAACAGGAAUCCCAUAGUCAUUUUGCAGGAUCACCCAAUGGUGACAUGAUGUCUAGAUCAAGUCACAGUACCACAUCACAGCUAAAUUCAAGACGGCGGCUGAGAAGUGAGAGCUCCUAUGAUAUUGAUAAUAUUGUUAUCCCUAUGUCUCUGGUUGCUCCAUCUAAGUUGGAAAAACUACAGUAUAAAGAAAUUCUUACUCCAAGCUGGAGAACUGUUAGUCUUGAGCCUUUGGGAAGUGUACAUGGUGAUGAAGAAAAGGCAGAAGAUCUAUCUGAUGAUGUGUAUGCUGUACGUCAUGCAAAAUAUGAAGACAAAGAGAGAGCACGUUGGUCACUGUGGGAGCAAUGGCGAUGGCCCAGAAGGAACAGAUCAGGCAGCAGAAGUUCUGAGGGACAAGAUCAAACACUGAAAGAAAAACUAAUCAACUCUGGUUUAACACGCCCUCCUUUUUCUGAAAACAAUGCAGACAGUACUUCAGAAAUCUACAGUUCUGUCUACUUGGGGGCAUCACAGUCUUCAGUAAGGAACCAAGUAGCAAAGUCUAUUCUGUGGGAACAUCGGACUUUUCCACUAAAGGAUAAAGAAGCAGAAGCUUUAGUAUGUCAGCACACAAGAACAUCUCAACAAGAAGAUUCAGAUGUGACCAUUCACAGUGACUCGGACUGUACCUCAUACAGUGUUCACAGUUUUCCAAAGAAUAGUCAUUCACGAAAGAAAAGUUCUGAUGAGCUGGAAGAGUGCAACCAAGUUUACUUGGGAAAUAGCAGCAUGAGAAGACAAACGUGAUGGAAAAUAAUGUGGUUCAUUUAGAAAGCUUACCAGGAUGAAGGAAUGUGCAAGGUAAAAUAUUAUCAUGCUCAUACAAUCAAUGACAACAUGUCUCAUAUUUAUAUUUACAACACCUUUUGUCUGUUUGUUUAUUUUUCACAGGCAGGAUAAAAGCCCAAGAGAAUUUUCCUUUUAUCCCAACUGCAAGAAGAAUGCUUUCAAUCUGGAAGCCUAACACUUUUGAUGUCAAAAGGGGAUUUUCUUAAACUGCAACCAUCUUUGGUUGCCACAUCCUGAAAGACUGGGACUGGAAGGAGAAAUAAUUUUAAGCAUGUACAUGAUUGCAAUGCAGCAGGAUGCUUUAUUUCCACUCAGCAGUGCAAGUUUGAAUACAGGAAAAGCUAUCCAACAGGAUGUUGUGUGUCCCUUUAAGGAAAACAUUUGUAAAUUUGAUGAUGUGAAUAUAUAGUUAUUCAGUUCUCUCACUAGAGAGACAAAAUUAUACCGGAGGUAAAUCAAUUUAAACAAUUGAUUUGCUGUAUUUCACAGUGGAGGGAGACCCAUUCCAAUUUUGAGUGCAAGGAAUGGAAAAGAGUGCAAAAUCUGAAUAAUCCACUGGAAAAGCUAAUUACAAUUUUUAUGACAACUUACUUAAAACCCCUUCCUAGUCCUAAAAAAUUGUGUUACUUAUCUACAGAUUAUGAGUAUCCAUCCAUGCUUUGCAUACUUUAAAAUAUACCCCCAAAAGUUUGUUUUAAUGACAUUUCAAAUAAAGCAAUAGUAGUAUUUUAGAUACAUUAAUAAACCAAGUUAUUUCCAUAUUCAGAUUUUAAAAUGCUAUGUUUGAAAUGUUAUCUACAUCUUCCAUUGAUGCUAGGUGCACAAAGUAGUAUAGGUUUGUCAUUGAUACUAAUAGUGUAUUUUGCUGUGGACAUGUGUUCUGUGAAGAACAGUUGAAGGCUUUUAAGAAGGUAUCAUUGUUGAGCAAGCUUUUAUUCAGUGUCAUCUCCAAAACUAAGCUUGGUAGAUGGCCCAAUUUUUAUUAUCCCUUCCGUUCCAAACUGACUGGACGUACACUGGAUAUUGUAAAAAUGUUCAGUUACAUUUCAACACUACAGCCUAAGUUAGAUUGUAGUUCACUGCAAAUUUUGGUUUUAACUUUUUAAAAAAUGUUUUAUCCAGGGAAUUAAACUUGAGUCUUGCCUCUGAUACAGCAAUUUUCAAUACAAGGUUUUAAAAUUAAAGUUAUUUCUGUACUCUACAGUGUGAUGUUGAUGGAUUGAAAUGCUUACUGAAAAGCUGAACCAUGUAAAAUGACACCCCUUGAGAGUUCAAAGUUUGUAUAUUAAUACCACAAAUCAUGAUUAUGGUAUGUGUAAAUGCAAUGCCAAUCCCAUGAAGAGUAGGCCUAUUGAAAUGAAUAGGGUUUAUGUUAAUCAAGACAACCUUAAGUCCAAUUCAUUUCAAUGGCUCUAGCUCUAAGUUGGAAUUAGAAACACAGAAACAGAGCGAGUCAGAAGGGGACCUCCUGGGCCAUCUAGUCUGACCUCCGGCACCAGCCGGCUCAGCUCACGACAUGCCCACCAUGUGCACCUCCAGCCUAUCCUUGACUGGAUUGGCCCUGGUCCACCCAUAACACUGAUUGCACCAUACACAAAUUACAUUGUAUUUUAUCCAUUAUUGGCUUGGCACCGCAUGUUUACGUAAUCUAUAAUGGGUUGUGAAAUAGCCAGUUGUUCCCUCUAGUUUAUCAUCUGUCAUUCUUCCAGGGUCUUGAUACUUUUACUAGUGUGAGAAACUGUAAUUCCAUGAUUAAAGAAUGACAACUCUUCCUGUGUUGUCCUUCAGAAUGUUUAAGCAAUUUGGGUUUUGCAAGACAACAGAAAACGGGGCAGAGGGAAAUCUUUGAAAAUAAAUCAUGUUUGGCUUCA
Varanus komodoensis (Komodo dragon) is the source of this 5665-nucleotide messenger RNA. RefSeq names its product KAT8 regulatory NSL complex subunit 1 like (gene KANSL1L). The transcript is spliced from 15 exons. Gene Ontology annotation, cellular component: NSL complex. The record is from RefSeq and is a predicted model, not a curated record. Lineage: Eukaryota; Metazoa; Chordata; Lepidosauria; Squamata; Varanidae. The coding region runs from base 807 to 3752 and encodes 981 amino acids. Gene Ontology annotation, molecular function: histone acetyltransferase binding.